UGUUAUUAGUUUGUGUUGUCUCGAAAAAUGACUUCUAAAAAUAUUUUAUUCGUGCUAAGCCUCUUUGUGCUGGUUCUUCUUAUCUCUGCCAGGGACAUCCUUGAAUCUUCUUCUAAUUCAAAAGCAGAUGUGAUGAAUGGAGGAACUAAUAAUGGUUUAAAUGAGAAGAGUGAAAGUGAUUGCACAGGUCAAGGUGGCGGAUUGGGAGGAUGCAAAUGGAGUGGAGGCUGGGGAUGGGGAUGGGGAACGCCGCCCGGACCCGGUGGUGAAGGCUGGGGAUGGGGAUGGGGAGGACCACUGCCCGCGCCCGGCGGUGUUCCUCCUUUGAACCGCCACAUCUAAGAAUUUUU
Molecule: messenger RNA, 350 nt
Organism: Arachis ipaensis
Lineage: Eukaryota; Viridiplantae; Streptophyta; Magnoliopsida; Fabales; Fabaceae
Source: RefSeq, a predicted model, not a curated record